UUACGUGACUUGACGUUUUUUCCCUGAUCGUUGAUGACGGUGGCAGACGGCGCAGGUCAGUAGCUGAGUGGUGUAACUGGGAGGAGGAGUGCCUGCCAAAAUAAUAUAAUUCCGCCCGGCGACCUGCUCUCAAAAGACGGAAAAACAACUAGACAAACGACUGAAGAAGAAGAAGGAUUUGAGUACUUGGAUCCUACCACCCUCCUGCUACCUGGUGGUGAUUUGUAAGCGUGUGCUGCCGUCUGAAGGUCGCCAGCUAGACAGCCAGAUCAGAAGGUCUCCUAGUUAAGGUUAUCACACCUACAGGCUUAUCUGCUGCAGCCCAAAGUUUCUUACCUUGUUGGACCAGAAAGAUUAGGCCGCAAUGAUUUGAUUACCAAAGCUAUCUGUGACCCCUUUGAAAUCCCGAAUGAAGACUCACAGAGAAGCGUGGAUUUUGAUGCUGUCGGGACAUACAGGUGUCACCUGUUCUGCUUGGCAUUGUUAAUCUCACACCAGCAUCCAACAUCUGCUGCACCUGAGGCAACUGAUCUGCUGCUACGCUCCCUUGAGCUGAUUUGCUCAAGAAGGAUCCUCUUCCACACAGACCACAAUGAAUCGUUACCUGCCGGUGGCUCGACAGCACUUCCUGGCUGCCCUUGCCAGCACCAGUGUGGUGGUCAAAACUAUAAGUGCUGUGGUGGUUCUCCUCUAUCUGUUGUCAUGGGCUGUCGACACUCCAUACGCACUGGGCGUGACCCCAGGCUACCUCUUUCCACCCAACUUCUGGGUGUGGACACUGGUCACCCAUGGGGUGGUGGAGCAGCACGUCUGGGGUGUGGCAGCCAAUGUUGGGACAGUCAUGGCUUGUGGGCGCCUGCUGGAACCUCUGUGGGGCGCUCUGGAGCUCCUCAUCUUCUUCGCAGUGGUCAAUGUGUCUGCGGGCCUCCUGGCAGGCCUUUCCUACCUCCUCACCUAUGUUGCCACCUUUGACCUGGACUAUUUGUUUGCUGUGCGCGUGCAUGGAGCAGCUGGGUUCCUGGGAGGUGUCCUGGUGGCACUGAAGCAGACCAUGGGGGAUACGACAGUGCUCAGAGUGCCACAGGUGAGACUCAAAGCAGCUCCGGCUUUGGUCCUCCUCCUCCUGGCCUUACUGCGCCUGUCUGGGCUCCUUGACAGCUCUGCUCCCCUGGCUGCGUACAGUUACGGCGCCCUGUCAGGCUGGGUCUACCUGCGCUUUUACCAAAGGCACAGCCGGGGUCGUGGUGACAUGUCGGACCAUUUUGCCUUCGCUAGUUUCUUCCCUGAGGCGCUGCAGCCGGCUGUGGGGCUGCUGGCGGGACUGGUCCACUCCGCCCUUGUGAAGAUUAAGGUCUGCAGGAAGAUGGUGAAGAGAUAUGACGUGGGAGCGCCCUCCUCCAUCACCAUCAGCCUGCCAGGGACAGACCCUCAAGACGCAGAGAGAAGGAGACAACUGGCUCUCAAGGCACUGAACGAGCGGCUAAAGCGUGUGGAGGACCAGUCAGCCUGGCCCAGCAUGGACGAUGAGGAAGACGAUGACGACGACGAGGUCAGAACCGACACACAGCCGCUCCUCCCAGGUGGGCGCGACCCCUCUUCCACGUCGAGAGCAGCAGGGGGACCCGUCGGCGCCUCCCUCUCCUCCACCUCCUCGUCCUCGUUGUCGCAGAGCGGCGGAGCGCCAUCCACAGGCGGAGCGCAGCACCCAGAGUCCAGCAUUAUCAGCUUCGAGGAUGCACCUUCUAGAUCGUAACAAAUAGAACACACGUGUACAGAUACACACGCUCUUUUCGAUGUCACUGGCAGGUAUACUAGUGUAUUCAGCAUCCCUGGCUGGUAUACGAAUAUAUGCAGUGACUAGGCACACACCCGAUAUCACACACACACAACAUCAUACACAUGAACACUUUGUCGAUGUCAUCGUGAAGCCCGAAGGGGUGCUAACUGUACAGUGCUUUCAAUUCAGACGUGUUGGUUGUAAAUGCUCAGUGUAGUGGGGCAACAUGGACAAUUAACACUUCUCCUCCUUCAAACCAGAAAUUCUCUCGUCUCAUCCGGACUUAAUCCCAACAUGCAGAGCUCUGUCCACCGCUUCAUGUGUCUCUUUCUCUUGCUUUCGACAAAUAAAUGACAAAAUGGGUGUACAAUAUUCCUUUUUUGUAAAUCUUUCUUGGAGCAGCCACAGUUGUUCUCAGAUUGCCUGCCACAAGAAAGCCGCCAGUGACAGAGACUCACGCCAAAUUCUUGACUCACGUUGGAAGGUCGACUGUACGCGCACCGGUUUGAUAAGCGCUGAAUAACGGCUGUGACGGACACUAGCUUUUGGUUUACUGGUUCUGAGUCUGUAACCAAGUGUGUAACGGAGGAAGCAUGAGAAGCUCUGACUGCUGGACCAGAGGAAAGAAGCUGCUGCAGGUCUGUCCUGCUAAUGGAACUGUCAUACAUGACUUCAAGAGUUGACGAGGUGUCAGGUGGAAAGAAUUUACUGGGCCCGGGUUCAGUUUGCCACCUGUUGUCUUUCUGUAAAGACAGGCAGAGAAAUCGCCCAUGUACCCCCCAUUUUUUGAAUCCCCCUAAUUGUUCAGUGGAGAACAAUUCUGUAUUUUUGAUUUUCUUCUUCUUGGUCUGUUCUUCACUCAACAAAAUCAAAAAACACAAAAACACUUGUUUCUGUGCACUAACAUGACAUGUUAUUGCCGUUAUACUUACGCAGAUCUGUGGACGAUGAUGAUCUUGUUUUACCAGUUAUGAGUUGAUUACAUCUUUUUAAGGUAACUACUCAAAGAGCCACAUCCUAUGCCCUUUUACAGCGACACCUUCUAGAUGAUUGGAAAUGAUACAAGAAUCAGCAGGAGCUGUUCAGUUAUCUGGGAGCAUGUUAUGCAGAGAAAUGUUCUGUCAUGGUUGUAUUAGUCAUUCAGCACUAUUACAAGUCCUGGAGAAGAGUAGAGAAACGGGUGCGUCAUGUAAAAUCAUACUGAUUCAUAAGUUGCAGACUUCGUAUCUGUGUCCAACUGUCAGACACUGACUCAUGCAGAUAAAUGACUCCAUAGACAUUGGAAUCCUGCACUGAUCAGUAGUCAGCCUGGUCAGGGUUUCCCAGUCACAUCGUUUGCACUUAUAACAUCUGUCAUUUCCAAAAUCACAUCGCCGAGCAUGGGCCAGCGGGAGUAAUUUUCAAGAGAGGCUGACAUUGAGCUAAAUUGUUUCAUAUAAAAUGCUUCGUAAAUUCUCUGCAGACCAAAAGGUCAGCGACUCAUUCGUUUCGUUGGCCGUCAUCGCUGUAGAUGUCGCAGUAUAUUAUGGUAAUGACCAAAUCAUUGCAUUGCCAAUUUCCCACCUGUCCCUGUUGAUUAAAGUUAGUGGCAGCCAGUAAAUUGUUUCAGACGUAGCAUUAGCAGUGAUGACAGGCUGAUAAAUUAUUUUUGGACGAAAAAUCGAAAUACAAGUGGUUAUGAAGUCAACCACAUACCUCUGCUGCACAUGUCCAACAAGGAGGAUAAAGAACAAAGGGUGAUGCCAACCGGCACGGUAAACGAAACUGAUAGAUAAAGUUGCAGAUUGCUCCCGCUGUUUUCCUAGGUUGCCAGUAAGGUCAAGAUAUGCUGUUACAUGUUUAAUUCAAAUGUAGUUCUUCUGUUUGUCUGAUAUUUGCUUUGUGAAGAUUAAUCUUGCAGUGGCCUUGCUGAUCAUUUUAUUUGCCACUGGGUCGGCAUACAUCAAACAGGAAACAGACCAAAUCAAUUCGAUAAACAAAAGACAGUGUGGUUUAUUUAUGACCUGUAUCGCCCUGUAUUAGUCAAUAGUGGGACAAAUCUCUUCUUUUGUCCACCCAGAGGCAGUGGCCUAUAAUUUUUCAGUUCAUUGCUGCAUGACUUGACCCCGAACAGUUUAGGAAUGUGUGCUCCUGGGAAAACGUGGCCCCACCAGAUCAGUUGGGGGUGGAAAAAGAUCAUGUUAGCAGUCUGGUACUCAAACUUUAAUUUCAUUUUGUACCCCCUAGAUUUCCAACCCAUCCUGUUGUUUUAAUCUGACAGUUGCUCCGGAUUAACUGUAUGAGGUACUGCAAAUUCAGAUUUAACACAUAGAGAUUGACCUUGGGCCAUCUUAUGUGAAGGCAGUGAAACGGACGCUUUUCAUCUGAUGGAAACGUGUUAUGUAUGGGAAGUGAUAAGCCAUAUUAAGAGUGAUGGAAUUCUGUGUGUUGUGUCCUGUGUUUCUCCUUCUUCCUUCUGCUCAUUUCACUGUGCUCUUAUUUUGGUGAGAAGUAGCUAACUUUGCAUUCUGUACAUCAGUAUGAAUGAGCGACGGUAUUUAUGCGAUUGGAUUCAGAGUAGAGCUGAGUCAGAGUCAAGGUUGCACUGCUGUCAAAUAUCUGAAAUCUCAAACUGCAUUAUACCAUCAAAAGUGUUCACACUAGCAACGGAGGAAAAGUGUCACACAAACUUGUAUAUACAGUUACUGCUGACAGUAACAGCCACUCUUUCAUAAUGUCAUUCUUGUGCCGUUUUACUUGCAAGUGACUCCGGAACUAGCAUGAUAUUUUUAGCUUAGCUGCUGGCACAACUCAGCUUGCAUCAUACAGUGAAUAUCAGCAAUGCAGCAAAACACAUUCUAACAUAGACGUCGGUGAUAACUGUCUAAUUAGUUGUGUAAUUUGAUCAGUGGAUGUUGUCUUUGGCAGUCUGAGGUUUCAGAUUGAGCCCGGCCGGUCAGACUUACAGCCACAUGUUCCCCCCCUCCAUCCUUGUUCCCUUUGUUUUGGUUUUUUUUCUGUAUUUUCAUGUAAACAUCCCCAACAAGAAGAAAAGAAUUCAAUCACAUGCUCUGUGAAUGAUGCCAAUUUACAGUUGGGGUAUGACAAGCUAGAAAAGCCACAGGCGAAGAUAAUGAAUGAUGUCAGUACAGUCACGGGGUUUGAAAGUGACCAAAACCCUUUUUAGUCAAUGAACACAGUUUUUGUGGUUUUGUUUUGUUGUGUUUUGUUUUUUUUCUGUACACAAAUUUCUUGUCAUCAUCAAAGACACACCAAAGGCAGGUCGGCCAUUUUCAAUCUUUAACAGAUGCUUUCUCACAUGAACCAGAGAAAUUUGAUUUUCACUGGUUGGUUUCCGUUCAGAUUGGCUGAUGAUGCAAGCAAUGAUAACCCAGAUUUGUCUGCCUCUACCUGGUGAUAUUGCCCUGCUCAAGUUUCUGUUUUAUGAAUUACCAAUUUCAGGAGUAAAUGGGCUUUUAAUGUAACCAGGAAAUAAAAUGUAUCUGAUGGUUUAAAUGCUUUGAGGCUGUUCAUUUGCAAGUACAGACUGAUUACUCGCAGUUAUUGCAGUGCUCAACACACUGCUACAAUGAAAGGUGCCUCUGCCACUUUGGCAGGCAACAUAUUACCUUCACAUCUAAUUGUUUGGUAAAAUGGUGACAUCAGCCUCUGAGACUUGUGUAUGGAAGCCCCAAAAUUAAUGACGGUUGACUUAUGAUUCAUUCACAGCAAUGUUUUUAUUUAAUAGUUUUCACUACUUUCAUUUUCCUUAUCCGUCACUACUUUUGCACCAACGGAUCUUGUUGAUACUAAUGAAAGUCUCUUUCCCUCUCUACUGUUGCUGUUGCACAGACCUUUUUCUGUUUUAGUUUUCAGAUAUAUUUCUUUAUCUCUAUAUGAAAUAAAAGACGAUUGUAUG
Acanthopagrus latus (yellowfin seabream) is the source of this 5675-nucleotide messenger RNA. It is a transcript of the gene tmem115, whose product is annotated as transmembrane protein 115. Lineage: Eukaryota; Metazoa; Chordata; Actinopteri; Spariformes; Sparidae. Gene Ontology annotation, biological process: retrograde vesicle-mediated transport, Golgi to endoplasmic reticulum. The record is from RefSeq and is a predicted model, not a curated record. Gene Ontology annotation, cellular component: Golgi apparatus; membrane. The transcript is spliced from 4 exons. The coding region runs from base 593 to 1753 and encodes 386 amino acids.